AUGAAAGAGAAACGGACAGGGGAUUUAACCAUGUCUUCCACUAGAUCCAAUGCCCGUUUAAUCCGAUUUGGGAUCCUUGCCUUGGUCUUGAUAGGCUGUGGCUAUAUACUCACCAAAGGCUCAUCUUUCCAAGUACCAUCAACAACAACAGCAUCAUCAUCAUCAUCAUCAUCAUCACAACUGCAACUGCAAGUUCAGAAACCUCCUUCUUCGCAGCAGAAGGGUACAAAUGUAGACGCUGGCCAAGAACAAGAUUUCCAACUUCCAUAUACUCCCAAAGACAUGGGUCCAUUAGCUAAAGGCCACCUCGGUCCCGAUGGAUCCCCGCAAUACAUCCCCCAAAACAACAUUGACCCAGAAACUUAUUUCCCUGAUAAGGACAAGAUCAAAGCCACAUUUGUCUCCUUGGCGCGUAAUCGGGAUUUAUGGUCAUUAAUGGACUCCAUCAGACAAGUUGAAGACCGAUUCAAUAAGAAGUUCCACUACGAUUGGGUUUUCCUCAACGAAGUUGAAUUUAGUGACGAGUUCAAAGCUACUGUAUCUAGUGCUGUUAGUGGUGAGGCCAAAUUUGGAUUAAUUCCCAAAGACCAUUGGUCGUAUCCACCAUGGAUCGAUCAGGAGAAGGCGGCUUUAGUUCGUGAACAAAUGAGAGAAAAGAAGAUCAUUUACGGACACUCGGAAUCGUAUAGACACAUGUGUCGAUUUGAAUCGGGUUUCUUUUGGAGACAGGAUAUUUUAAAAGAUUAUGAGUAUUAUUGGCGGGUUGAACCAGAUAUUAAAAUCUUUUGUGAUAUCGAUUACGAUGUGUUCAAAUGGAUGAAGGAUAAUAAUAAAGAUUACAGUUUUACCGUGUCGUUACCCGAGUAUAAAGAGACCAUCCCCACUUUAUGGGACACCACCAAGGAAUUUGUCGAGAAGAACCCACAAUACUUGGCUGAAAACAACUUGAUGGAUUGGGUUAGUGACGAUAAGGGCAAGACAUACAAUGGAUGUCAUUUCUGGUCUAAUUUUGAAAUUGCCCGCUUGGAUUUUUGGCGCAGUGAUGCUUAUAGGGCCUAUUUCGAACACUUGGAUAAAGCCGGUGGGUUCUUUUAUGAACGAUGGGGUGAUGCUCCCGUGCAUUCUAUUGCCGCGGCAUUGUUUUUGCCGAGAGAUAAGAUUCAUUUCUUUGAGGAUUUGGGAUAUUUCCAUGUUCCUUUCAAUAAUUGUCCUGUUGAUCCUAAAGUUAGAUCAGAUAGGAAUUGUGUUUGUGAUCCUAAUAAGGAUUUUACUCAAGAGGAUACUACUCAUCAUCAUACAACUGCUACCACUACCACCACCACUGAUUCUGCUUCUGAUAUUGCAAGUUCUACAUCAAGUUCCAAUUCUACAACAACAACAACUUCGUCUUCAAAAGGAAUAACUAGACUGAUUCUUACUUCUUCAUCUCCUAAAUCCCAACCAAUGCCAAGUGAUAAACUGACUUCCAACAAGGUGGCUUCACCACCUGUGGCAAUACAAAGCUUACUACAACGCUCGCCAACUAAACCCCAAACUGUCUUACAUCCAUUGCCUCUACCACCGGCCUCAACAACAACAACAUUUACUUCUUCUGCAGCUAAUAACCAUAAACGCAAGACGUCAACUACAUCCCCCUCCAAUGUCAGUCCGCCAACAAGUUGUGGAUCAACUACUAGCACUAGCAGUACCAGCACUUGUAAUAGCACAACUUUGCAACCACCAAAACGUCACAAACCCAUGUCUCUCAACUUGAGUGCUCCCAAUAAUGCCGACUUGGCAUUGAGGAUUGUUAGUCCUGGACUACCGCCCUUGGACGAUGAAAUGAAGUCAACUAUAAAACUCUCACAAAAGAUUCAGCAACAACAAAGGCAUUUAAUUGCUAGUAGACACGGUUUGGAUGUCGACCAAGACAAGUUAUUCCAGGAUCACAGUGACGCUUUUAUGGAUGAAGAUGUAUUGCCUGAUAAGCUGUACAAGCCUUUACCAGAAACAAUCUCAAAAAGUCAAACUACUUCGCCUAAUGAAUCAGACAAACAACCUGGUGAACUUGAGGAUACUAAGGGGAUAUACCUUUUACAACUGGAAAAUAAAGAAAACACAGUUGAUGGAUCAGAAACUCCUACAAAAUCACCAGUGUACGCUUUAGAUGACUCGGAUAUAACCAGACUAUCCGGUUUGAAAAAUAGGAGAAUGAAGAGAAAUAAUGUUCCCACACCAUUAAAUAUCGGAAUAACAUCAAACAAAUGUCCUCCUAGCCUGGUGAAUCCAAAGCUGAACAUUGCUCCAUUAUCAAUUCGAUCGGCUCCUAUUAGGUCAGCACCACCACGGCCAACUAUCAAUAUGAAGCCACGAGCAAGACAAUUUGGUAAUAUUCCUCCUCCUCAUAGGCCAAUUAAUCUACACCAAAUGCCUCCAAUGUACCAACAGCAACAACAACAGCAACCAUAUUAUUAUCCACCACCACCGAGAACGGCACGAAAUGGACCAUCAAUGGCAUACAAUUUGAGACAUGGACGCCCAUUGGCACCACCUCAACAUCAACAACCCCUUGGGCCAUUGUCACGUGGUGUAAGACUAAUGCCAGUGCCCAGUGCCACUGCACAGCAAUUUCCCAUGAGAUACUUGCCUAUUGUACCUCCAUCUUCAACUAUGCUUAAUUUUCAACAAAGACAGUACCAGCAACAAAUGCAACUGUCACAAUCACAAAGAGGAGUAAAUGCUGCUCCUACUGGGAGAGUACAAGGACAGGGACAAAGAGCAGGCGUUGUUACUGAUGUAUUUAGUGGCAAUCUACAAAAAGCUGCUCCUUUACAAUCACAGCCAUUGUCAUCACAAGUUGAAUAUUUCAAACGGGCCCAUGCUAGUGGAUUAUUGGAUCAAGGUGGAGAUGACGAAGAUGAUGAAGUUGCGGAAGUUGAUAUCGAUGAUGACAAAGCACCAGUCUCACAAGACGAGAUUGAGGAGAUGCAGCAAAAAUAUGCGUCUAACCGAACAGUAAUACCCCAAUACGUGCCAAGCUACCAACAACAAUACCAACAGCAAUAUAGUGGUGCCAAUGGCCCAAUGAUGAUGAUGAUGACGACGACGCCUAUGGCUGCUCCCGCCCCUGCUCCUGCAGGAUACAGUCCACCGUCAUCGAGUGGGCUGAGGGGAGAAGUUUUCGGCAGUAUUAAUUUUAUGAAUGAGAGUAUAUUCAAUUUUAGAAUCUUUGAACGCAAGAAUAAGUCGGGAGAAGAGCAGAGUAACAAUAAUACUGGGGCUGGCGAAAGUGCAAACAUUGAUUAUGACGCAGAGAAGGAAGCAUUGUCGGCGCCUUCUUCAGGGUCUGCAUCAUCAUUGGAAUCCAAGAUCAAGUUGGCUUCAUCCAAUGUAAAUGAGUCUGUUUCAAAUGCGGAUGUACCUGCUGAGGCAGAUGAAGGUUUAUCUAGCCAGAAUGAGGAGAAAAAGCCACAAGAUGCUAGUGAAGUUGAAAAGAACAAAGAGGUUGAAGGUAAUGAUGAUGGUAUUGAUAUUGAAAAAGACGAUGGACACAAGACAAAUAACGAGAUAAAUGAAGAUUGGUUAAAAUACGAAAAGGAAAAGUUCAUGAAGAUUUGUGAAACGUGUUGGGAUGAGUUUGUCAAGUCAAGAAAUGAAGAAACGUAA
Lodderomyces margitis is the source of this 3645-nucleotide messenger RNA. Its product is annotated as glycosyltransferase family 15 protein. Gene Ontology annotation, biological process: protein O-linked glycosylation; protein N-linked glycosylation; cell wall mannoprotein biosynthetic process. The transcript has 2 exons. Bases 1 to 3645 code for a protein of 1214 amino acids. Gene Ontology annotation, cellular component: Golgi apparatus; membrane. The record is from RefSeq and is a predicted model, not a curated record. Gene Ontology annotation, molecular function: alpha-1,2-mannosyltransferase activity. Lineage: Eukaryota; Fungi; Ascomycota; Pichiomycetes; Serinales; Debaryomycetaceae.